Molecule: messenger RNA, 465 nt
Organism: Olea europaea var. sylvestris
Lineage: Eukaryota; Viridiplantae; Streptophyta; Magnoliopsida; Lamiales; Oleaceae
Exons: 2
Coding region: 1-465 (154 amino acids)
Source: RefSeq, a predicted model, not a curated record
AUGAAAGUUGCCUGGACAGAAAUAAUUUGGAACUCCUAUAUCACCCCGAAACAUGCCUUUAUCCUUUUGUUAGGAGCUAGAUCAAAGUUACUAACAAAGGAUAAAUUGAAACAUUUGAAUAUUGAUCGAAGGUAUAUUUUUUGUGGAGUUGAUGAGGAGACUGAGUGUCACUUAUUUUUCUCCUGCCCAAUCAGUUUUGCUAUUUUGGGACAUGUCCGUGAUUGGUUGGGCAUUAGACGCUCCAUGUCCACCAGACCAAGCGCAUUGAAAUGGAUUAAGAAAGAAGUUCAGUGGACAACAUGGCAUAGCAAAGCUAAGUGGAUCGCUCUUGCAAGCACCAUUUACCAUUUAUGGAUGGCAUGUAACAGGGAUAUUUUUGAGGAUUUAACACCUAAUGUUGAAGGCAUUGUUCGUAAGAUCAAAACACACAACUUCUCCCGGGUAUGCCGGUGUACUGGUCGUUAG